Solanum lycopersicum (tomato) is the source of this 957-nucleotide messenger RNA. Its product is annotated as vascular-related unknown protein 1-like. Lineage: Eukaryota; Viridiplantae; Streptophyta; Magnoliopsida; Solanales; Solanaceae. The record is from RefSeq and is a predicted model, not a curated record. Gene Ontology annotation, biological process: xylem development.
UAGCUUCCCUUAGCCUUAUACAAGUCAUCAAAUUCCCUCAAUAAUCAAACAAAUUAUAUUUCCCCAAAUUAAAGCAAAAAAUUGAAUUUGGUCUUAUAAGAAAAUGGAUUCAUAUAAGAAUGAAGAAGAAACAAGUGAUGAUCAUAAUAAUGAUGAACAAGAAGAAAGUGGAUGGACAACUUAUUUGGAGGAUUUUUCAAUGGAACAACAUAACAAUAACAGCAUUAAUAAUAAUAAUAGUGAAAUUAGCACAUAUUGUGAUAGUUUUGGAAGUCCAUCUUUGUUGUCUGAUGCUGCUUCUCAUGUUGUUUGGAACAAUAAUCAUCAAGUCAUGAUUAAUACAAGUAAUUAUGGCUCACCAUUUCUUAAGAGAUUAAAUUUGAAGAAACCAAGGAACAACAAAAUCUCUGAUCCUGAUUUACAAGACACUGCUAGCUCACCUGUCAAUAGUCCAAAGGUAAGUAGUUUUAAUAAGCAGAUGGACAUCAAUUACCGAAGAGGAGACAACAAUAAUAAUGGAAAUUUUCAGGGAUUUGAAGGUAGCUCUAGACAACAUCAAGAAAUGGAAACAAUAGAAAAAAAUAGUAGUAUGUGUUUUGAUGAAAGGAACAAAAGUUAUAUGGACCUCAAGAAGAAGGGACUUUGUUUGGUUCCUUUGUCCAUGUUGGUCAACUAUAGAGGUUGAUGUUCAUUUGAGCUGCGCGUUUUCGUUUUAGAUACAUAAAGUAUGAUUUCGAAAGUGAUUUUGAUUUGUCAUAUUAAGCUCAACUAGUAUAUAAAAAGUCUACUUAAUUCCUUUCUCACUAUGUAAAAAUAUUUUUCAGUUUAUUUGUAAGGGAAAGAAAUGUAUUAGUUAGUAUGAAAUAGUUUCUUUUUUCAUCAUUACUCUUGUCAAAGAACCAAAAUAAGAAAGAUGGAAAUAAAUGAAAGAGGGAUUUGUAUAUAAAUUUGUAUGUA